Messenger RNA from Scheffersomyces stipitis CBS 6054, 897 nucleotides. Its product is annotated as ADP/ATP carrier protein. The record is from RefSeq and is a predicted model, not a curated record. NCBI's taxonomy places the organism in Eukaryota, Fungi, Ascomycota, Pichiomycetes, Serinales, Debaryomycetaceae. The coding region runs from base 1 to 897 and encodes 298 amino acids. The transcript has a single exon. Gene Ontology annotation, cellular component: mitochondrial inner membrane. Gene Ontology annotation, molecular function: ATP:ADP antiporter activity. Gene Ontology annotation, biological process: mitochondrial ADP transmembrane transport; mitochondrial ATP transmembrane transport.
AUGGAUUCGUUCUUCGUUGACUUCAUGAUGGGUGGAGUGUCCGCCGCAGUGUCUAAGACGGCUGCUGCUCCCAUUGAGAGAGUCAAGUUGUUGAUCCAGAACCAGGAUGAGAUGAUCAAGCAAGGUCGUUUGGCCAGAAAAUAUAAUGGGAUUAUCGAGUGUUUUAGCAGAACAGCAUCUGAGGAAGGUAUUGGGUCCUUCUGGAGAGGAAAUACUGCUAAUGUCAUCAGGUACUUCCCUACUCAAGCGUUGAACUUUGCUUUCAAAGACCGUUACAAGAAGAUGUUUGGUUUCAAGAAGGAAGAAGGUUAUUGGCCAUGGUUUGCUGGUAAUUUGGCUUCUGGUGCAAUGGCAGGUGCAACAUCUCAGGUGUUUGUCUAUUCAUUGGAUUAUGCAAGGACCAGAUUGGCAAACGACGCCAAAUCUGCUACAGGGGCUGGUGAGAGACAGUACAAAGGUUUAGUAGAUGUCUACAAGCAGACUUUAGCUACAGAUGGAAUUGCUGGGUUGUACAGAGGCUUUGUACCUUCAAUUGCUGGUAUUAUUGUCUACAGAGGUCUUUACUUUGGUCUUUACGAUUCCCUCAAACCUGUUGUCUUGAUUGGGCCAUUGGAAGGUAACUUCUUGGCCUCUUUUUUGUUAGGUUGGGCUGUCACCACUGGUGCUUCCACUGCCUCUUACCCAUUGGACACUGUCAGAAGAAGAAUGAUGAUGACGUCUGGACAAGCUGUCAAAUAUAAGGGAACGUUGGAUUGUUUCCAACAGAUUAUUGCUAAAGAAGGCUUUUCGUCUUUAUUCAAGGGUUGUGGUGCCAACAUCUUGAGAGGUGUAGCUGGUGCUGGAGUCAUUUCGAUGUACGAUCAAUUCCAAAUGAUCCUUUUUGGAAAGAAGUUUUAG